AUGGCUUCCCAUUUUCGCAGCGUGGCUAACGCCGCCACGGAUGAGGCGACACGACUCGUCAAGCGCAUCGCAAUCACACUCACACCCGACAGCCCACCCGGUCUCAUUGAGGCCCUCACCGUAGACCCUUGGAUCAAGUCUGGAAAGUAUGGAUUGGGGUGGACCUACUUUGCGCUGGCCCUCAUGGGCACAGUCCUAUUCAUGCGGUUCUGGCACUUCUGGCAAGACAAGAUCCGCCAAGCCAUCUACAAACAGGAGGUGGAGCAGCACUAUGCCGACCUUUACAGUACCGAUCCCGAAUACGCCCACGCAUUGAGAACCGGACAGACACAGCACUUCUUCCCCGAAGGAGAAGGUCUUGGGGAGAAGCAGUUCAAGCCAAAGGCUCACUUCUCCUCCGUCGGAUUCGUCAACGAUACCUUGGCCCUGUUCCGCUGGGUCUUCUACCGACCCAUUCCCGACUUCGUAUGGGGCAGCCACCGAUUCACCUUUUCCUCGCUCGCCGUCUUGACCUGCGGCUUCAUUGCUCUGGCCUUUGUGACACUCUACUGUUUCCUCCAACAGCCACUCUACUGGCAAAGUAUCCAAUUCGGCUCACCUCCCGUCGCCAUUCGUGCCGGCAUGAUCGCCGUGGCCCUGACUCCUUGGAUCGUCGUGACGAGCAUGAAAGCCAACAUCAUGUCGAUUCUCAUUGGCAUUGGACCUGAGCGCCUCAAUGUCUUCCACCGCUGGGCCGGAUAUCUCUGCCUGUUUCUUUCGCUGGUGCACACCGUCCCGUUCUACAUCCAGCCGGUGUGGGAUGAUGGCGGUAUGGAGGUCUUCUCGCGGCUGUUCGCCGGCGGUAGCGGUGUCAUCUACGGCACGGGUAUUGCGUGCCUGGUUCCUCUGGUUUGGCUAUGCGUUGCAUCCCUUCCCUUCAUUCGACGCAUGGCCUACGAAGUUUUCGUCAUGCUUCACGUACCCGUGGGUAUGGUGUACGUUGGGCUUUUGUUCUGGCACACCAAGAACUUCCUUGCCUCGUGGGACUACCUCUGGGCAACCAUUGCCAUUUGGGCGUUCUGCUACUUCCUGCGCCUCUUCAACCUGAACUGGACCAUGCCAUGGAGGCUGAGUUUCAUGGUGGGUGACGAAGCUGCCAUCACUCUCCUUGCUGAGAACGCGAUCAAGAUCACCAUUCCCACCCAAAUGCGGUGGAAGCCUGGCCAGUACGUCUACCUGCGCAUGCCGGGCAUCUCAUUCUUCGAUAACCACCCCUUCACCAUCGCUUCGCUAUGCAGCGAUGACUUCCCCUCCGAAUACGGCGAGCAGUACCGCGACUGCAUGCUGGUCUUCAAGCCCUAUGGUGGUUUCACCCGAAAGGUCCUCGACACAGCCAUCGAAAAGGGCCCCUUCCACACAUAUCGAGCAUUCCUGGACGGUCCUUACGGAGGCAUGCGAAGGGAUCUCGCUGCCUUUGACACUUGCAUUCUCAUCGCGGGCGGCAGCGGCAUCACGGCAUUGAUGUCUCAAUUGCUGAACCUCAUCAAGCGAAUGCGCGAUGGCAAGGCGAUCACGAAAAAGGUGGUGGUUGUAUGGGCUCUGAAGAGACUCGAGGCAAUGGACUGGUUCCGCGAGGAGUUGCGGAUCUGUCGUGAAGCCGCACCUCCUGAAAGUGUCACCUGCAAGUUCUUUGUCACAUCGGCGGUGCGCAACCGAGGCAUGAUGAUAGAUGCAGGUGACCGUGGUGCACCUCGAGCUCUAAGCCACCUGUUCCACGACAAACUUGACGGGUUUGUCGCGGGCAUCGCAUCGAAGCGCAACUCGGCGCUCAUUCAGUCCGUCGCACAAGGCGACCCACAACGGGAGCAAGAGCUUCGCGACGAGCAAGAGGACAGGAUUACCGCCCUGCCUCAACAGAAAUACCUCCAGCCUCACCAAUAUCCCCCUCCACCACCUGGACCUCCGCCAUCAAACCGCUUCUCUCCACAAGAAGAGUCGCUUCGCAGACUUGAGGGUCGCGAUUACGAUGGAGAGCAUGAUCCAGAUGCCAAGAGAGAAGACGGCGAGUUCCAUUUCCCUCGUGUCAGCAUGAAGGGUGAUCAGCCACACUUCAACUACGCGCCGCCAUCACCGCGGAAGGUGCCCGACCCCAACCCGGAAGAGACCGAAGCCCCGAUUCGACCACCGGAGCUGGUCCACCUCCGAACCAUGAACCUUCCCAACCAAAACCAAACCCGACCCACUAGCACCUUCGGCCCGCCGUCCGGCUUCGACUUUGGUUUCCCUGAAACACCGACUGAGUUCCAAAAGAACCUGAUGCGCUUUGCCUUCCCAAUUCCACAUCAGAUAGAUGGCGGCUGGAGCGUCGAGUACGGGCGUCCCGAUCUCGGCUACAUGCUCAAGGAGUGGGCGACUGGUGGCGCUGAUGGCAGAGGCAUCCUCGGCAGAAGGACAGCAGUCUUUGUCUGCGGGCCACCGGCCAUGAGAGUUGGUGUCGCAAACACUGUCGCCAGGUUACAGGCGGCGAUCUGGGGUGACGAUAUGCUUGAGGAGAUUUACUUACAUACUGAGAACUAUGCCCUAUGA
This is a messenger RNA of Colletotrichum chrysophilum, 2565 nucleotides long. RefSeq lists its product as uncharacterized. The transcript has a single exon. Gene Ontology annotation, molecular function: ferric-chelate reductase activity. The coding region runs from base 1 to 2565 and encodes 854 amino acids. The record is from RefSeq and is a predicted model, not a curated record. Gene Ontology annotation, cellular component: plasma membrane. Gene Ontology annotation, biological process: iron ion transport; copper ion import; intracellular iron ion homeostasis. NCBI's taxonomy places the organism in Eukaryota, Fungi, Ascomycota, Sordariomycetes, Glomerellales, Glomerellaceae.